UUGUAUAUAUACACUCCGGGAGGUUUUCAAUGUCAAACUUUUGGUAACUUCGGCAACGCUGUAAUAUGUUCUGCGAAUAAGAAUGUGUCGGCUUAAACAAACAACAGCAUUUAGGGGUGGGUAGUAACUCGCGGAUGGUAAGGAAAAAAGAUAACUUCAGUACUUUUCAAACAUGAGGGUCACUGAAGUAUUGUAUCAUAAAAUAAACCGGUAUCGAGCAUGGCAACUCAAUUGGGUCAUGAACAAGAGGAAGAAAGUGCGUGAGAGUAGAGAGUCCAUUCAUAUCAAGAAGUUAGGAUAUCCAACUGUAGCUGCUGAAGAUUUCCUAAAAAAUGCCGAAGAAGAAGUUGUACCCUUGGAAAUUGACAAUGAUGUUCAGGAAGCUGAGCCUCUUCUUCAAACAGUAAAAUUUGACUCGAGUCAUCCUUUAUACCAACAAGAUCCACUUCCUUGUAUAGAUGACACCAAUGUGCUGCUUGAAGGUGUAGAGCAAGCAAAGGUGUUACUGAACACUGUACACAUUGAGGGUCUGCCAAAAGAAAUUGAAGACAGUGUUGGGAGUCGUGCCAUUCCUUUCCAGGAUACUAGAGUAAAGAGAGUUGUUAUGUCUUCGCAAAUUUUUGACGCCAUGCAAGUCCUCUUACCAAAAAGGAAAGACCCUGAGAGACCUGAGUGGAACUUCCCUCGUGAUUAUGGCAUUGACUCUCAGCGCAAAUUUAACUUAACAAUAUCUCAGAUGCUUCAGCUCUGUGAGUUUUUGGAUGGAAAAGCAUCAUUAGUUAAUAGAGCUCAAAUUUCUGAUGCUUAUUGUUGUGCACGCCUUGAUAAAGAAGGUGUUCCUUUUCAAAUUAAAAAUCGUGCAGAUAUCCUAGUCACCAGCAAAGUGCCCAUUGCUCCCCUAGCAUCCAGAGAUACUGGAAGUUCCACACCACUGCCUGAUAUUCAUCCACUCCAUUUUACUGUUUCCAUACCCAAGCAACAUUUUUACCACUCUGAAAGUAUUUUUCCAAUCUCAAAAAUGUUUGCAAAACCACAUCCCCAUACAGCUUUCUUUCACUAUGAUCCAUCAGAGGUAAAAAAUUUGUAUGGAGAACCAGUGACAGAAUCUCAGUUUUUGUCCCGGACUCUUGUUAAAGCAUUUGCAGUUGCAGCUUCUCGUGCCCAACAACUGUAUGGGGAUGAUGUGAAAAAGCUUCCUGAGCCUCUCACUUUACAGGUAGUUCACAGUGAUAACAAGAGAUUUCAUUUUGGAGUAUUGCAGUUGAAUACAUUACUUUUAAGUUCACCUGAGGAGAAGAAUAUAUUUUGGAUGCUUCCUAGCCCAGUUGAUCUAUAUGAGGAGUGUGGCUAUGUGAAGGGAAGACCUGCCCUUCAAGAUUACAACCCUGAGGUGUUUCAAAGAAUACUAGCCUUUUACUUCAAUGGCAUACCAUGAGUGUUUGAAUGUUUUGUUAUUAAAAGUGAAUCAUAAA
Messenger RNA from Frankliniella occidentalis (western flower thrips), 1472 nucleotides. It is a transcript of the gene mRpL37, whose product is annotated as 39S ribosomal protein L37, mitochondrial. The record is from RefSeq and is a predicted model, not a curated record. Lineage: Eukaryota; Metazoa; Arthropoda; Insecta; Thysanoptera; Thripidae. The transcript has 8 exons. Gene Ontology annotation, cellular component: ribosome; mitochondrion. Gene Ontology annotation, biological process: translation. Gene Ontology annotation, molecular function: structural constituent of ribosome. The coding region runs from base 173 to 1435 and encodes 420 amino acids.